This is a messenger RNA of Myxocyprinus asiaticus (Chinese sucker), 3602 nucleotides long. Its product is annotated as doublesex- and mab-3-related transcription factor dmd-10-like. The record is from RefSeq and is a predicted model, not a curated record. The transcript is spliced from 3 exons. Gene Ontology annotation, biological process: sex differentiation; regulation of transcription by RNA polymerase II. Gene Ontology annotation, molecular function: RNA polymerase II cis-regulatory region sequence-specific DNA binding; DNA-binding transcription factor activity, RNA polymerase II-specific. NCBI's taxonomy places the organism in Eukaryota, Metazoa, Chordata, Actinopteri, Cypriniformes, Catostomidae. The coding region runs from base 329 to 1519 and encodes 396 amino acids. Gene Ontology annotation, cellular component: nucleus.
GAGAAGUGGGUAAGGUGAGCUGAAACUUGACAACUAUGAGAUCAAUCACAGCCUCAUUCCGAUAGUGCAUAUCCACUGGCAAACCAGGUGAGGGGCGACCUUCCAGAUUCCACAGCACAGCUGAAUGGCUUAUCAUUUCAAAAGUCUGCCUGCAGUUUCCACUAAGACUUUUUUCUUUUGCUUGCGCAUUGGAACAUAUCAGGUUUGCCUGUGAUUAAUAACGUCGGUUGAUGAGAACUGCUUUUUUUAUCCAAGGUUUUAAAUCCUCAUUCAUGGCAUAAACCUGAGCGGCAUUAAAUACAGUAGCAGCAGUGCGUUGUUCUUAUAAAUGUCCACUAAACCCGAUAAAGACUCACAGGGAGAUCUGACCCACCUAGACGCACUCAAAGCAGAGUGGGAUGAAGAGAUUGACGUGGAAAGCGUUGACGGACGGGAGCCCGUGGCGCGCAGGUCAGAGAUGAUGUGGACGGAUGAAGCUCCAGCGCAGCGCAAACUGACCCGCAGCCCGAAGUGCGCUCGCUGCAGGAAUCACGGCGUCGUGUCGCGCCUCAAGGGCCACAAGCGCUUGUGUCGCUGGCGGGACUGUCAGUGCGCGAACUGUCUGCUCGUCGUAGAGAGACAAAGAGUGAUGGCAGCGCAAGUCGCCCUCAGGAGACAGCAGGCCACAGAGGGGAAAAAAGGUCAAAAAAAGACCUCUCUUCUCAGGUGCACAGCCUACCAGCGCUACACAAGGGCACCUAGUCUCCUGGCAAAGAGUAUUCUAGAGGGCUACAAGCCACCUAUGCUGGAGGACUGGCCAAAGAAACUCCACAACCCACCAGUUAGUGUUCGGAUGAGGAAGAGGAGAGCGUUUGCUGAUAAAGAGCUGGAGAGUGUGAUGCUGGAACGAGAGCUUCUGCAGAAAGAGAUGGAGGAGUUCCCUGCACUCCUCCUCCAGGCUGUGAUGCCUUCUACUCCAUUUUUUCUCCCGCUGUCAGACCCGAUCAUGCCCACAUACAUGCCUGUAUCCAAAAGUGGUCCACCUUUGGUAGACUGUGCUCUUUCCCACCAUCCACAUGUGCUAAAAUCCAAGACUCUAGACUGCACAGACACACUGGCUGAGAAUGUCUCUCUAAAAGUGUGUGAGAACUGGGAAGUUUUCACUGUGAGAAAGUCGAGUCUGGAAUGUCUGCCAUUGCCAUCAAUUCAGUCUCCACUACGUUGCUGCAGUGCAAGUCCAGGUGUUGAUGUGGUUAAGACCAUGCCGGACAGCGUUUCUGAUCUGAUCAGUGUUGCUGAUCCGUCUGCCGUCAAGCCAAAAAGUUUUACUGUUGACACUGUGUCAAAGCAAGAAAUUCCUUCCUCACUGACUAUGACAGACGUGUUGGUACAGGCUAAAUCACCACACAAAAGCAGCAGGUCUUUGAGACAGGGGACUUCUGUGCCUAUGGACAGUGUGGAGGGUGCAAAUCAAGACUGUUUCAAAAAAGCUGUAACACGGCCAUUACCCUUUUCUGUAGAGGCUUUGCUCAUGAGAUGAUGAUAAGAGUAACUUUCAAUUUCACUGGAAAGCAUAAUUAUUUUCUUGUUAGGCAGUAUAAAAAAACAAUUUUGAGUUUUUAAUAAACUUUUGUUCAUUUAUUACUUAACUGUUGGGCUUGUCAAAGCAUUAUAUAUUAUGUGAUUAUUUUAUUACUUGGUAAAAAUAUUUUUAUAAUCCUGUUUAAUUUUAAGACAUAAAAUUCUUAAAUUACACAAUACAGAAUUUAAAUGCAUACACUCUAACACUCUAAGGUUUUGUAACCAAUGUAUUCAUGUUGAUUUAGUCAUAUUAAAAAAAAAACUUGUUUUUUUUUUUUACUUGAAGGCUAUAAAACCGGUUAAUUUUGAUGUUAUCACAUGCAUAGCUGACAAAACAUUUUACAUCUAACCUUUACACUCUCUGUCCAGUCCUUCUCUACAGUAUUUCAAAAUUUUGGGAUACAUUUUGACAUUAGAUUAGAAUUGCAAUGUUCUUUCUUGUAUAUGUAAAUAGUCAUUACUAACAAUUUUUUAUUAUUAUUAUUAAUAUAAUCAAAACAUAAAAGUCUGAUGUAAACUCAGAGGUAACUGUGGAUCAAAUGAAAAAAAAAGUGUUAAGAAAAAGAAGGUUUUAAUAUUGAAUUAAUAAUGUUGUUUCAUAGUGGUUGAAUUGAAGUGAUGCCUGGAACAUCUGUAUAUUCAAACAGAAGGCUCCCAGAAAGGUUCUUUGGAUGGUUUCUGGUGUGUUUAUUAAAUAUUUUUAAUUUAAAGAAACUAAUGAUGGGCUCCCAGAGAGGAACCAACCCAAAGGGGUAAGCAAAACGACAUGCAUGUGCCUGAGAGUUCAGAGGCACGGACCUAUUCUAAUAUGACCCCAGGAAAACAAGUUACUCAGUAUGUUUUAUCUCCCGUUUCCUUCUACAUCUUUAUCAAGAUGUUCAUUCAUUUCCUUCUUCUUCUAUUUCUUCUUCUUCUUCUUUUCAUGUGUACAUGAAUAGUAAACUACUGUUCCAUACCAAUGAAAUAUGCUCGACUGACCUUUUACUUCAAGCGGUCCUGGACCCCUAUACAACUAAAUUGACUCCCAUAAGUUGAAUAAAUAAAUAAAUAAAUAGUGGGGUCCUAUUCUAUUUCAUUGUAUUACAGUUUUUUCAGUCGAUUUUAUAUAUUUCUCCAAACUAUAAUCAGUGCUCUUAAAACAAUUCACACUGCCGUAGAAACAGACACUCAAAUUUGCAUAACAAAUACAUUUCACUGUAUAAUGAAGCAAUGUAUUCUUUUCUGAUAAUGCGUUUAUUAAAAUUAAAUACUAAUAUCAAAGCAAUAGAUGUGUUCUCUAUUAAAUUCAUAACAUGUUCAGCUAUAGACACACAACUCUACUAUUGAAUUAACACAUUUAUCAUAAAAAUCCACCGUAAAGACCUUUUUCCAUGUGUUUUCAUAAAAUGUCUCUAAAUUUCUAGUUGUCCCUGCUCUUCCUCUUCCAAUGCCAUUCCUCCCUCUUCUUCUUUUUUGUUGAGACUGAAGUCACUGUAGAUCUGCUCACAUUAGUUUGAACACUCUGUGUGUCUUAGAGAGACCAUAAUUCAUAACACGAUCAAUUAGAGGGACUCGCAGAUCAUUUGAGUCCUCUUUACUCUAAUGUUCCACCCUGAUGUCCUCUUUCUGUUCACCAUCAUUACACCAUCUCCAUUUGGUCUUUCCUGAAGUCUUUCCAUGCACACACCUGAAAGAGUUGAAAAAACUUUCCCCUUUUCUCAUCACUUCCUCAGAUUUUCUCUUUCUUUACCCACUCUACCUCUUCUUCAUCUUCCUCAUUGUUUGUUUGCUGUGAAUUUUCAUAUUUUACCCCUUUUAUUGAUAGCAGAGUCAUGAUAGUUGUGUGAAAAAUUUAGUAAAUUGCAUUUUCUUUUCUGUGUGCAUUACUAACACAGCCGAUAAUAAUAUGAAGGGAUUUGGCAACCUGACAUGUGCAUUUGAGAAUAUGACUUUAAUUUAAUUGUCUGUGUUAACUGUUUUGAAAGCAUGAGUUUUGGAUCAGAGAAAUUUGUAUGUAGUGUUUCGAGAAAAUGAGGAAAUCAAGAAUAAAUGCACAAUCUAUU